AUGCCCAAGAGGAAGGUCAGCUCUGCGGAGGGGGCUGCCAUGGAGGAGCCCAAGAAGAGGUCCGCCAGGUUGUCAGCCAAACCUGCUCCUGCAAAAGUGGAAACGAAGCCCAAAAAGGCAGCAGGAAAGGAUAAAUCUGCAGACAAAAAAGUGCAAACAAAAGGGAAAAGGGGAGCAAAGGGAAAGCCUGAAGAGGCUGACCAGGAACCUAAAGAAGAUCUACCUGCGGAAAACGCAGAAACUAAAACCGAGGAGAGUCCAACCUCAGAUGAAGCAGGAGAAAAAGAAGCCAAGUCUGUUUAAUGUCAUAUACCAAGUCUUAUCAGUGGUCUCUGUCUCCCUUCUUGUACAAUCCAGAGGAAUAUUUUUAUCAACUAUUUUGUAAAUGCAAG
Molecule: messenger RNA, 392 nt
Organism: Myotis lucifugus (little brown bat)
Lineage: Eukaryota; Metazoa; Chordata; Mammalia; Chiroptera; Vespertilionidae
Product: non-histone chromosomal protein HMG-14-like
Biological process (GO): chromatin organization
Cellular component (GO): nucleus; chromatin
Molecular function (GO): nucleosomal DNA binding
Source: RefSeq, a predicted model, not a curated record